Molecule: messenger RNA, 1080 nt
Organism: Setaria italica (foxtail millet)
Lineage: Eukaryota; Viridiplantae; Streptophyta; Magnoliopsida; Poales; Poaceae
Product: B3 domain-containing protein Os06g0194400
Exons: 7
Coding region: 38-751 (237 amino acids)
Molecular function (GO): DNA binding
Source: RefSeq, a predicted model, not a curated record
CCGUUCUGCUUCCCAAACAAAACCCAAAGAAAUCGGAAUGGGGAGGAAGGCGCAGAGGAAGGAGAUGGCGGCGGAGGCGGUGUCGUACGAGGAGCAGCGGCGGAGGCAGGUGGAGGCGAACAAGCGCAAGCUCGAGGAGCUCCAGCUCCACCACCUCUCCGCCGCCGUCAGAGAAGCCGCCGUCAAGCCCUCGCCGGCCAAGAAGCGGAAGGCGCGGGUGCCGCGGGACGCCGCCGCGGAGCCGCUCCGGCGGUCCGGCCGGGUCGCCAACCUCCCCGAUAAGCCCAAGUACCGCGAGGAGGUUCUGGAUUUCGGGAGAAAGGUUAGGAGGACGUACAGCUCGGGGAGGAAGGAUCUGGACAACCGGGUGUACGCGACCGACGAGGAGAGGACCCACGCCAUCACGAAGGCCGAGGAGCUGGAGGAAGAGCUGGGCUCUCGCUUCCCUAUCUUUGUGAAGCCCAUGACCCAGUCCCAUGUCACCGGAGGCUUCUGGCUGGGCCUCCCAACGCCGUUCUGCCGGAAGCACCUGCCGAAGCGUGACGAGACCAUCACGCUGGUGGAUGAGGAGGAUGACGAGUCUGACACGCUCUACCUCGCCAGGAAGAUGGGCCUCAGUGCCGGAUGGAGAGGUUUCUCCAUUGAGCACAAGCUGGUUGAUGGAGAUUGCUUGAUCUUCCAGUUGAUCGAGCGGACAAAGUUCAAGGUCUACAUAAUUAGAGCACGUUCCUACUACAAAAAUGAGGACUGAUGAAACUAGUAGCUUCUAAUAUGGUGGUUGGAGCUCAGUUCAGGAAAUUGGCGCACUGGACAAAACCAGUGUAAACUGGAUGGAACAAGCUUGGGCAUAUGGAGAUUGCUUGGCGUCUUCAACCUUUUGUGUGGCAAAAAUACUGAUUCUUGAAAUAUCUACUUAACCUAGUAUGUAGCAGUUGCUAAUUUGUGGACUUGGGUCUACCACUUACACGGUUCAGAAAUCUGCACCAUGUAAGGCAGUAAGGGGAUGUUGCUGGCAAUUGACCUCAUUUGGCAAAUUGAUGCCUGUCCUGGUUUCUCUUGGAUCCGUUUCAGUGAUGUUCA